Messenger RNA from Aricia agestis (brown argus), 2272 nucleotides. It is a transcript of the gene nst, whose product is annotated as phosphoacetylglucosamine mutase. Gene Ontology annotation, biological process: UDP-N-acetylglucosamine biosynthetic process; carbohydrate metabolic process. Bases 159 to 1805 code for a protein of 548 amino acids. The transcript is spliced from 12 exons. NCBI's taxonomy places the organism in Eukaryota, Metazoa, Arthropoda, Insecta, Lepidoptera, Lycaenidae. The record is from RefSeq and is a predicted model, not a curated record. Gene Ontology annotation, molecular function: phosphoacetylglucosamine mutase activity.
UUGACAUUUUGACAGCCGUUGUUCAAAAAUAGUCGCGUUGAAAACUUGUCGAUCGCUGGUAUCUACUGUCACAGUGGAAUGAAGAAAUCUGGUUUGUUGAUUAAAAGUGAUUGUAUUCAAGUGAUUUGCGGCGAUAUAAAUUAGUUUCGAAAACCAGAAUGCCGCCGAGUAGUUUGAGAGUGGUGUACGCGUUCGCAAGAGAAAUGCAUCCAAAAACGACUGACGUGUUUAUUCAGUACGGCACUGCCGGAUUCCGAACCAAAGCCAGUCUUCUGGAGCAUGUGGUCUACCGCAUGGGUCUCCUGGCCGUCAUCAGAUCCAGGGUGAAGAAUGGUCGCACCAUCGGCAUGAUGAUCACGGCGUCCCACAACCUGGAGCCCGACAACGGCGUCAAGCUGAUCGACCCCCACGGCGAGAUGCUGGAGCAGAGCUGGGAGGAGCUGGCCACGCGCCUCGCCAACGUCAGUGACAAUGACCUGGAGUCAACGACGGAGCAGAUCAUCAAGGAGGUGAACGCCGACAUGGGGCUCAAGGCCAGCGUCUUCAUCGGCAUGGACACUAGGUACACGAGUCCCCGCCUCGCUGCGGCCGCUGUCCACGGUGUUAUGGCACUGAAGGGCACGCCCAAAGAGUUCGGUAUAGUCACCACACCGAUACUGCACUACUGUGUACGGUGUAGGAACGAUAACAGCUACGGGAAACCCACGGAAGAAGGUUACUACGAGAAAAUCGUUGGUGCGUUCAAAAACAUACGACAGAAGUUAUCUGUGACUGGCAACUACAAUACUAUUCUAUAUGUCGACGGCGCGAACGGCGUUGGCGGCAAGAAGCUGAACAUCAUCAAAAAGGGCUUAGACGGCGAAUUGGAUCUUGUACUACACAACCUGGGAGGGAAUGGAGGAAAGUUGAACUUGAAUUGCGGUGCAGACUAUGUCAAAGUAUCACAGAAGCCGGCGACGGGAUUCGAGGCGCCGCCGCUGCAGCGCGUCGCCUCGCUCGACGGCGACGGAGACAGGCUCGUGUACUACUACCUCGACCAGAAUGAGAACAUGAAGUUACUUGACGGUGACCGCAUAGCGACGCUGCUCGCCAGCUACAUCACGGAGCUGCUGGCCGCCAGCGGAGCCCUGGGCCUGCGGCUCGGCCUCGUCCAGACCGCGUACGCUAACGGCGCUUCUACUAAAUAUAUCACACAGAAAUUGAAAAUCCCCGUGACCUGCGUCAAGACCGGCGUGAAGCACCUCCACCACGCGGCGCUCUCGUACGACGUGGGCGUGUACUUCGAGGCCAACGGGCACGGCACCGUCGUGUACAGCGACGCCGCCAAGCGCGCCGUCCGCGAAGCCGCCGACACCGGCGACGUAGAACAACGUAAAUCCGCGGAGCUGCUCCUUGACCUAAUCGACAUGACGAACGAGACGGUCGGCGACGCGAUCUCGGAUCUGUUCCUGGUGGAGACGGUGCUGUGUGCGCGCGGCCUCGACGCGCGGGACUGGCUGGCCCAGUACACGGACCUGCCGUGUCGCCAGCUGAAGGUCACCGUGCAGGACCGAAACGUGAUAUCGACAGCGGACGCGGAGAGAAAAUGCACGGCGCCCGAGGGUCUGCAGAGCCGGAUUGACGAGCUGGUGGACAAGUACACGGACGGCCGCGCCUUCGUCCGUCCGUCCGGCACCGAGGACGUCGUCCGGGUGUACGCCGAGGCGGAUACGCAGCAGGCAGCAGACAAACUAGCGGCAGAAGUAGCUCAAGCGGUGUUCGAUUUAGCCGGCGGUGCUGGCGAAAGACCGGUCCUACCCGAGUAGACCGAAAGACCAAUUUAUGGUCUAGUAGACCUAAAGACCAACUAGCUCAAUGAAUAAGACCAAGGGCUAACCUUGUAAAAUAUGUUCCACUGUCCAAAUUGUAUAUUUUAAACUUCCGAAAGGAGGUUAUAAUGAUUUUUAAUUUGUGGCAAAUGUUCAAUAUUUGAUUAGACAAACUUUUAGUCAGCUUUUUUAUUUUAACACCAAAUACGUAUAACUACGUACUAAUAUGUAUAAACCAGAAUCUCUAUAAUAUUGACUAUUUUUCAUAUUAUUUUUUAUCAUCACAAAACCUUAUAGACAUGGCGGACCUACGUGAUUUAGUUAGGGUCAAGUCAACGUGUGACCUGACUGCAGGUUUGACAUAACUCGACAAAAUUACGUAGCACUUUCAUCUACCAGCUGUAACUAUAGCAAUCAAUAUCUUUAAUAGUACAUUUAAAGAAACGAAUUACGUACUUUACAAU